GCAGCAGAUCCAAGGUUGCGAUGCUCGCUACAAACAGGAUGACCACUGGAUCAUCUUUUCUUGCGAGCGGGCCAAGGUCUGAGUAUUUCAAUCCCCCUCGACCGACUCUUGCCGGAUCCGAACACCAUCGUUCGAGCCGCGUACCAGAAAGUCAAGCAGCGCCAUCUGAUUUCUUCCUUCGUGGCGGAUUCAUCCCGAAGACCCCGUUCAGACGGGUGAGGGACGUGGUGACAUGCUUUUGGGAAGCCUUCGAGCAAUCUCCAGAUCCUACGCCGGGUUUCCAGCGUGCAAAGUUUGUCCGGAUAUCAGAUUCGAGCAAAAAUUAG
Molecule: messenger RNA, 326 nt
Organism: Fomitiporia mediterranea MF3/22
Lineage: Eukaryota; Fungi; Basidiomycota; Agaricomycetes; Hymenochaetales; Hymenochaetaceae
Exons: 2
Coding region: 21-326 (101 amino acids)
Source: RefSeq, a predicted model, not a curated record